Brienomyrus brachyistius is the source of this 3817-nucleotide messenger RNA. RefSeq names its product serine/threonine-protein kinase 32C (gene stk32c). Bases 548 to 1810 code for a protein of 420 amino acids. The record is from RefSeq and is a predicted model, not a curated record. Gene Ontology annotation, biological process: regulation of signal transduction; G protein-coupled receptor signaling pathway; protein phosphorylation. Lineage: Eukaryota; Metazoa; Chordata; Actinopteri; Osteoglossiformes; Mormyridae. Gene Ontology annotation, molecular function: G protein-coupled receptor kinase activity; ATP binding; G protein-coupled receptor binding. The transcript has 12 exons.
CACUCUAUAGUAGAAGCAGAAAUAAUAACAAUGUACUUUAAAUUUUGUGCACUCGAUUUUACAGCUGGUGGUAACUCUCUUUUUAAAUAAUCUGGCGCCACCUAUCACUAAUUGGAUUUGCAUAAAAUGCAGUUAAGUACUGUACUUUCCUUCCACUGGUACGGACGGGAAAUCUUCCUUGGUUUGCUCCGCAUGAACGUCAGCACGAAUGGUAAAACGGAGAAGGUUGUUUUUGGCCAUGCCUUGUACAGCUUGACGAGAAAGUCAGCUUUACACCGUUGCCUUGAAACUGAAAAGAAGUACCAUUAUUUCUCAGCAGUUUCAAUUUAAAAAUGAAUGGGAAAUUGUUUCUGUUUCCAUAUUAAGUAUCUGCUCGAAUAGCUGUGCCGUUUUCUUUAUUGUUGGAAUCUGAGGCAAAAGUAUUUUGAAGAUGAUAUUGAAGGAACACUAAUUCAGCCGUACAAUGCACAGUAUUGCCUGUUAUUUACAAAGUAAGAAAUGUUAAGCUCCCGAAUUAAUCUUUCAUUGGGGCAAGUGGAAGAAAAGAAUGGGAGCUAACAGUUCAUCAAAGAGACCGGUCUUCGACGAAAAGGAAGACGUUACUUUUGACCAUUUCCAAAUACUUCGAGCUAUUGGGAAAGGGAGCUUCGGCAAGGUGUGCAUCGUACAGAAGAGAGACACAGAGAAGAUGUACGCCAUGAAGUACAUGAACAAACAGCAGUGCAUAGAGAGAGACGAGGUCCGAAACGUCUUUAGAGAGCUAGAGAUCCUACAGGAAAUUGAACAUGUUUUUUUAGUAAACCUCUGGUAUUCCUUCCAAGAUGAAGAAGAUAUGUUUAUGGUGGUGGACUUACUUUUGGGUGGAGAUCUGCGCUACCAUCUAAGGCAAAAUGUCCAGUUCACUGAGGAAGCAGUAAAACUCUACCUUUGUGAGAUGACCCUGGCACUUGACUACCUGCAGACUCAGAAUAUUAUCCACAGGGAUGUUAAACCAGACAACAUCCUCCUGGAUGAACAAGGACAUGCUCAUCUUACUGACUUCAAUGUUGCAACAAUUAUAAAGAAUGGGGAUAGAGCUACUGCCAUGGCUGGAACCAAACCGUAUAUGGCCCCAGAAAUAUUCCAGUCCUUCCUGACAGGGGGAGCUGGUUAUGCCUUUCAGGUGGACUGGUGGUCACUAGGGGUCACUGCUUUUGAAAUCUUCAGGGGAUGGAGGCCCUAUGAAAUCCACUCCAAUAACUCAGUGGAGUCUCUUAUCCAGUUAUUCAGCACAGUGAGUGUGCAGUACUGCCCUGCCUGGCCUAAAGACUUUGUGGCUCUGAUGAGGAAGCUGCUGACUGUCAACCCCGAGCAUCGUUACUCGUGCCUCUCCCACAUGCAGGCGUCACCUUACCUGCUAGAUGUGAACUGGGAUGCUGUUUAUGAGAAGAAGGUGGAGCCAGGGUUUGUACCUAAUAAAGGUCGUUUGCAUUGCGAUCCGACUUUUGAGUUAGAGGAAAUGAUUCUGGAAUCCCGACCUCUUCACAAAAAGAAAAAGCGUCUUGCCAAGAACAGGUCUCGAGAUAACAGUAAAGACUCCCAGUCUGAGAGUGACUAUCUUCAAGAGUAUCUCGAAGUAGUGCAGCAAGAGUUUAAGAUCUUCAACAGAGAGAAAUUGAAAAAGAGCCAGGAGGAGAGCCUUUUGUCCAGAGGAGAAGGUGAGGGAGAAGCUACUGAUACGGCAGAGCAAGGCAUGGAGGACGAGACAGAACCAGAGACAUCAGCCCUAAACAUGUGUCGCUCUAUCUGUUCAUCUUCUGGAAGUUGCUAGCACCACCUAGUGGAGAUGUAUUGCUUCAACUUAAUCCUCUGAUAUGUUGCACUAUACCAGUGGUUCUCAAACUCGGUCCUCAGGCCCCACUGCCCUGCUUGUUUUCCAGCUAUCCCUGCCCUACACACUGCUGAUUACCUGGAUCAGGUGUGUUCAGUCAAUCAGAAGCUGAAAGACAGCUGGGACUUGUGUGUGGGGCAGGGAUAGCUGGAAAACAAGCAGGGAUAGCAGGAAAACAAGCAGGGAUAGCAGGAAAACAAGCAGGGAUAGCAGGAAAACAAGCAGGGCAGUGGGGCCCAAGGACCGACUUUGAGAACCACUGCACUAUACUGACAAAACGUAUAGAUACCUGUAGCUUGUAGUUUGUAGCUAUGAUGGCGGAGUCCUUCUAACACCGUCCAUUUCUCCAUCGCUGUAGCACCAACACGUGUGACUUUAGGAAAUUCCUACUGGUCCCGCUUUCUGUUCUGUAGAAUAGGGUAAGAUCUCUAUGCAAUAUUAAGCAUGAAUAAUGACUUAAUCUUGGUGGAAUGGCUAUUAAACCCAUCAAAGUAUGAGCACGAUAACACAGUAUAUGUAUAAGAAGCUUUCUGGGUUUCAACAUUGAGAUGUAUUCUUUUCAUUCUGCUACAAUUUCCUUGCUAAAUAGUACACGUUUCUCUGUUUAAUUAGGGCAGCUAAAUGCUGAAAUAUUUGUUGAUGUUUUACAAUUUUAUGAUAUUCUAUCAUUAUACAGUACAUUCAGUACUGUUUGAAUUUCUUAUGCAAAACAUGUAAGAAAUAUAGAUUUAACUCAUUGGACUUUCUGGUGUAACAAGGGCAUAUUCAAGUGAUAAUAGAAUGUAAACUUAAGGAACCUCACCUGUCAUUAAACAUAAAUCUGUUAAUAGAACUAUUUAAUUCUCAAUUUCUAACAACAGCUGCAAUUAAUCACACAAUGUGCUGCUAACCUUUUAAUGAGAAAGUACCCUUUUGCCCUCUCUAUUGUUUAGGCACCCAAUGAAACCUGAUAGAAUACUAAAGUAUAUGAUUUCAUUUAGCCAUUUUAGUUCCAUAUAGAUUAAAUCUAUAGCAGUUUAGUAGUGUGUGAAAAAGAAUUCAUGAUGACUGUUUAACAUACAUACAUGUAAAUAUUAUUAACAGUGUAAUGCCUUCACCACAGUUAUAUGUGGAAUUUACCAAAACUGUUAUGUAGUGUGUUUUCAUACAGAGUUUUCCGGUGUAUAGGCAAGAAAAAAUGUGUUUCUUGUUUGUCACAAAAAUGCUUUACAUAAUAUCAUAUUUACAUUUUGUAAACAACUUGUUUAAUAUGGAUUUGAUAUGAAUGUUUGACAAAAUUGUCAAAAUUCAUAAAUAUCAAUAUAAUGCAGUUAGCUAAAUCAAAUAAUCCGGAGGAUACUUUGACUCCGUUUAUCUUUUCGAUAAUAUCCUGUUGAAUUGUAUGCAUCAGUAUUUGUAAUGACUGACAGCCUUUUGGUCCAUUUGGUGUCAACUUCAUGCAGUAAUAAUAUUCAUUUGCUGUAUAUACAUACACUGCUUUUGUUAGUUUGGUUAAAAAACAAUGAUGCAUACCAUUAAUUUAGCAGUGACAUCUUCCAUAUUUAAAAUAGAAUUAAAUGUACAGUACAUGAUGAAUAAUUUCACUACAUGUAUUUUAAUAUGAAUAUCUGAACAAUGGCUUUGUAAAAAUGGUCUGCAAAGGAAAUGUAUGUAUAUUUAAACAACGUUUGCAAGGUAUAACAUUCAAUAUCAAUGGGCAUGUAUUGAAGUAAAAUUGAAGUAAAGUAAAGUUUUUGACUUGCUAUAUAUAUAUAUAUAUAUGUGUAUAUAUAUAGCAUCAUCAUUGACAUGGAAACAUCUAUUUAAAUUACUUUGUAGGAAGAAAAUUAACAUCAUUAAAUAUAUUCAUGCACUUCACAUUUUCCAUACUACUUUAAAAUCGGCAUUUUCCAGUUACCUUUUCAUUAUGAAUGCACUUGCAAGUUUUUUGUGUAUUUAAGCAUACUC